GUCGGACGUGGUCGGGAGAAGACGUGCGCGUGUGGUGCCGCCCGCCGCCUCAGCGAGUGCCUGUCUGUGCAGUUGUCCCCGAGACCUCAGCCUCACAGCCCCGCCCUGCCGCCCGCCCGCUGAGAGAAAACAAUCAGCUUCAAGGUCCACGCGCUCUCCCAAGGAAAUUAUAGUUUUUUGUUUCCUUCUUCGUCUGCUGCUGUAUGUAAAGAAAAGAAAAAAGCAAAGAAAAAACAAAGCGAUUACAACGCCUGAGAAAAUGAAGGAAAAAUACUAAACGUUCCAACAUCGCAAAAUAUUAGUUAGAAAAUAGAAAAUAAAGAAAAUACUGCGAAGCUUUCAAGUACUUACAGAUAGUGUGAUAAACUAUUCCGCUGUGAGUGUGAAAGUUCAGAGUAAGUGUGUUAGAAAAUUUAAUCCCAGUGUUUUUUGUUCUUUUUUGUUAUACAAGUCAGACAGGAAAAUAAGUCUGAAAAAUAAACAUUAACCAAAAUACAAUACACAAACAUACGAAGCUUUAACAUCUAAGCGUAUUAAUUUGGUUUAGAGGAUUUUGAAAAGAUAAAAAGUCGAAAAAACAAAAAGUGAUAAUAUUAUUUGUUAGUUUAAUGCGGAUUUUCUGAGCACAGCAAAAACUUGAAACCGAAAACAGGGCUGGAGAGAUUUUUAACCAUCACAUAUUUUGAACACAAGAAUAAAACGUCUGGAAAAUAACCUAAAUAAAACUUCCAUUAUAAAAGAUUAAAUAAGCAUACAGAAAAAAAAAAUGACAAUAACUCUUCGUAAACUCAGUGAAGUUAGUACAUAAGUAAAACUGCAUUAGGUAUUUAAGUAGCCCGGACGUUACUUAUAAAACAACCCAAGAGAGGGAGAGAAAGAGUCAACCAAAAUAGUCUCAUAAAAAAAAACUUCAAAGGCUCUCAAAGUUUCCCUGAAGUUUUUUUUUAUUAUUAUUAUUUUACGGUGACCUUCUGAAGAGACUCGAGGUGAUCUUCUGGUGACCAAAGGAUAAAAAAAAAAGAGCAACCCAAAGAGCGCCCUUCAGUUGUUCUCAAAGUGCCCCUCAAAAGCGACCUCUUGGAGUGACCUCUUGAAGUAACCUGAAGUGACCUGACGUGACUCCACCCACCUGUCCACCGAGAUGACUCACCUGGUGCCGACCCUCGCCCUCACCUGCCUCCUCGCCACCCUAUUACAACAAGGGUGCCGCGGGGAGGGGGGUGGGGAGGGGUGUCCGCCCCCGACCCACACCUUCAACAUGUCUGUGCUCCCUGUCGCCGACCCCACAGACAAAGUGCAGGAAGUCAUGUUCAUGGGAGUGGUGGGUCCCUACGACGAGAAGCGAGUGUGCAAGAUUAAGUGCGUUUCUGGCCGAUGGGUGGGGCCCCUCUGUUCGCUGGAGCACGACUCCAGCCGCUUCCAGUCCAUGUUCCGGCCGUGCACGAUUCAGACUCUGGCCAAGCACACCGUCCUCACCUACCGCGGCCGGCACAUCACGCCCUCCCCCGAGCUUGAGUUCCCCCACGGGUCGGAGGUGGCCGCCCGCUGCGACACCCCGGGGAAGUUCAAGCUGCUGGGGGACUCCACGCUGACCUGCACCAACGCCAAGUGGACGGGCAGGUUCCCAGUCUGCGUCCACACUAACUACUACUCAAACUACUCCGUGGACGCCCCCCCUGCGCUGGACUGGUCGGUGGCGGGAGGCGAGGGUGGCGUGGAUGCUUCCGGUGGACUCAUGCUGUUACCUGGCUCCAUCCUCCACCUGGACUGCCUGUUCCCGCGCCUCCACGGUAAUCCCACCUGGACCUGGACCUCGAGUUACCGCCAGUACCCGACAGGCUGGGCCAUCAACAGACUGGAGCGGGAGCUGCGGUACCGACUCUCCCUCUACUACGCCAAGACUGAAGACACCGGGACCUUCACCUGCACCGCCCCCUCAGGGCACGAUAAUCACCUGUCCAUUACAGUUAAAGACGUGUCGUGCCCGCCAGUGAUCGGGGAUGAGCCGCUGCAGGUGCACGGCGACAGCGUCACCCUGGGGGCGGCCCUCACCUUUUCCUGCCCCGAGGGUCACCACCUCUCCGGCGCCGUCAAAGUCACCUGCCUCCCCUCAGGGGAGUGGUCCAGCACUGCCCCGCGGUGCCAGGUCGUGCGCUGCCCCGCGCCGGCCACAGAGGAGCCGAGUCUUCAGCUGCGGACGGCCAACACGAGCUACCAGGGCAGGGCGGAGUUCACCUGCCUGUCGGGCUUCCGGCUGUCUGGUCAAUCUGUCCUGCACUGCACUGCCAACGGAACCUGGUCGGACCCUGUCCCCACCUGUCACGAGGUGUUGUGUCCGGUGGUGCACCCGCCCCAGCACGGCCAGGUGACCGGCGCAACCACACGGCGAGUGGGCGACGCCAUCACCUUCACCUGCAGCCCGGGGUUCGUCGCCCGCGGCCACGCACUCGCCUUCUGCACGCACGAAGGCGUCUGGUCCCACCCCGUGCCCCAGUGCGUGAGGUCCUGCAGCCACCCCGGGGAGCCAGAGCACGGCCGAGUAUCACCCCGCCGCCCCCGAUACCACGUGGGCGCUACCCUGUUGGUCACCUGCCGCCCUGGGUAUCGUCCCGCGGGGCCUGACCGUAUCACCUGCCUGCACACACGACGCUGGUCCGCCCCGCUCACCAGGUGUGUCCCCGCCAUCGGCUGAGCGGCUACACAGGGAUGCUCCUACACGUCUCAACACGCCUCGCCGAAACCUCCCUCCCGACGGCCCGCCUCACGUGACUGGCCGCUCCGGCAGUCUUGGGUCGCAGGUUCGAUGGUGAGGAGCCACGGGCGUCCCUCGUGCCCCCGGCGUGACCAGAAGGGAUUGAGGUAGCUGAGUGUGUAUGUGUAUAUAGUCUUGGUUUGCUAUAUAAAGGCGUCUGUCUCCCUGUGUGUACAUAUGUGGUAUUCUUCUUAGUCUUCGUGGAGGUUGUGGUGUGUGUGUUUGUGUGUGUGUGUGUGUGUGUGUGUGUGUGUGGUGAUGCUGUAUAUGGUUGUUGUUGUAAAUUCCGGGAGCCGCGUCCUAGAAUAUCCUGCUCUUGUCAUCAUUCCUGACGCCGAAGAAUCUCAAAGUUGCAAGAAAAAUACUUGAGUCGAAAUUUAACACAGGAAAAGAGGCAUCAGAUCAUCCUUCAGAAAUGUUUGGUAUGAGAUUCUAAACACCAAAACAAUACAAUUUCUGCACACACACACACACACACACACACACACACACACACACACACACACACACACACACACACACACACACACACACACACACGAUAACAAAUCU
Molecule: messenger RNA, 3304 nt
Organism: Eriocheir sinensis (Chinese mitten crab)
Lineage: Eukaryota; Metazoa; Arthropoda; Malacostraca; Decapoda; Varunidae
Product: locomotion-related protein Hikaru genki-like
Exons: 12
Coding region: 1142-2692 (516 amino acids)
Source: RefSeq, a predicted model, not a curated record